This is a messenger RNA of Zingiber officinale, 1039 nucleotides long. Its product is annotated as 60S ribosomal protein L10. Bases 140 to 814 code for a protein of 224 amino acids. The transcript has 4 exons. Lineage: Eukaryota; Viridiplantae; Streptophyta; Magnoliopsida; Zingiberales; Zingiberaceae. Gene Ontology annotation, molecular function: structural constituent of ribosome. The record is from RefSeq and is a predicted model, not a curated record. Gene Ontology annotation, cellular component: ribosome; cytosolic large ribosomal subunit. Gene Ontology annotation, biological process: ribosomal large subunit assembly; translation.
UUCCAAGACGAUUUCCCAUUUCGACGGUUCACGCUCUUGCGCGUUUCUGUUCGCUGUCUAUAAAUACACAGGCAAGGCGAAGGCUGGUGUUUUGAUCUCGCAAGGUUUUCGCAGCACGGUUUUCUCUUCGCGCGCGGCCAUGGGGAGACGUCCUGCAAGAUGUUACCGCCAGAUUAAAAAUAAGCCAUAUCCAAAGUCAAGAUUCUGCCGUGGUGUUCCAGAUCCUAAGAUUAGGAUCUAUGAUGUGGGGAUGAAGAAGAAAGGCGUUGAUGAAUUCCCUUUCUGUGUUCACUUGGUUAGCUGGGAGAAGGAGAAUGUAUCUAGUGAGGCACUAGAAGCCGCACGCAUCGCAUGCAACAAGUAUAUGACAAAGUUUGCAGGGAAGGAUGCUUUUCAUUUAAGAGUCAGAGUUCAUCCCUUCCAUGUUCUGCGAAUCAAUAAGAUGCUAUCCUGUGCUGGAGCUGAUAGGCUCCAGACAGGGAUGAGGGGUGCCUUUGGAAAACCACAGGGGACAUGUGCCAGGGUGAACAUUGGGCAGGUUCUUCUAUCCGUUCGUUGCAAGGAUGGCAAUAGCCAGCAUGCACAAGAAGCACUACGACGAGCUAAGUUCAAGUUCCCCGGACGCCAAAAGAUAAUUGUCAGUGGCAAAUGGGGUUUUACCAAGUUUAGCCGGGCUGAUUAUAUGAAGUGGAAAAGUGAAAACAGAAUCGUCCCAGAUGGUGUCAAUGCUAAGCUACUUGGAUGGCACGGUCCACUUGCUGGUCGGGAACCUGGAAAAGCUCUACUGCAGCCGUCAGCUGCUAAAGCUUCUUAGAAUAUAUCUAUUGUUCGGUAUAUGUCUACUAUAAAAACAAAAAGUCUGAUUGGGACUGUUAAAUAAAAUUGAAAUGGCCUUGAGUUUUGAUCCAAUCAUGUAUAUUGGAAGGUAUAGUCUUGGGACAAUAUUUCUAUGAGGGGAAACUAUCUUAGAAUUCCAGCUCCUUGUCCUUGUAUUGUACAAUCAAUUUUAGAUAUACAGAUAUCCCUUUACGUUUCUUUA